Setaria italica (foxtail millet) is the source of this 582-nucleotide messenger RNA. RefSeq lists its product as uncharacterized. The transcript has a single exon. The coding region runs from base 124 to 351 and encodes 75 amino acids. NCBI's taxonomy places the organism in Eukaryota, Viridiplantae, Streptophyta, Magnoliopsida, Poales, Poaceae. The record is from RefSeq and is a predicted model, not a curated record.
ACACUCACAAACCCCCUAGAGCGCAGCAGCAGCGAGCCCCCCGGCAUCCUCGGUCUCCGGUCUCUUGCUGCUUGCCCAGCGCCGCCCGAGCUCGCGAUUCCUUCUCGCCCGUUGUCUGUCUCAAUGGCCGCCUCGACCAAGACCGUCGCCGCCCUCCUCGCCGCGGUGCUCCUCGCGCUGGUCGCGUCCGCGGCAGCCAGCAGGAAGCUGGAGGAGGACGCCGCCCUCCUGGGCAACCUCGCACCGGCGCCCGCGCCGGCCGUGGGCGCCGCCGCGGGGAUCGCCGGCGCCGCGCCCGGGGCGUGGGCCGUCGCCGCCCUGGUCUCGCUCGUCGCCUUCCUCGCGCACUGAGGGGGCGCGGCUGGCCUUUUCUCGGGAUCUGCGGGGAGCGAUUAAUGGAGGGGGAAGGAGAAUCCUGUGAUCUGGAUUGGUGGGAGAGGAGAGGGGAGGGGAAUAUUUGUGUUCGUUCUGUUUGGUGUAGGCGUUCCCAGUGCUGCUGAUCUCUCUUUUGCCUGUAUAAGAGAGGAUUAUGUUUUUGUAAUAAUAUCAUUUAUUAGUUAUUCUUUUACAAUAUGGUGAUCC